Molecule: messenger RNA, 1742 nt
Organism: Protopterus annectens (West African lungfish)
Lineage: Eukaryota; Metazoa; Chordata; Ceratodontiformes; Protopteridae
Product: cytochrome P450 2F2-like
Exons: 10
Coding region: 68-1612 (514 amino acids)
Biological process (GO): xenobiotic metabolic process
Cellular component (GO): intracellular membrane-bounded organelle; cytoplasm
Molecular function (GO): oxidoreductase activity, acting on paired donors, with incorporation or reduction of molecular oxygen, reduced flavin or flavoprotein as one donor, and incorporation of one atom of oxygen; heme binding; iron ion binding
Source: RefSeq, a predicted model, not a curated record
UCCCACAUCCAAGUUACUUCACUCAGUACUGGAACAUUCAGAAUGAUCCUGUAAAUACAUCAACAAUAUGGACACUGAUAUUCUAAAGCAAGACAGGGGCAUAACAGCAUUUGUUUAUCAAGUGUUAACUGAAGAAAUACAAGCAAUGCAGUAUUUUUGGUUAGCUUUGCCUAUAAUCUUGGUCAUUGGACUUCUCUUCCACCUAUGGAAGAGACCAAGAAACUUCCCACCAGGACCUUGGACUAUACCUGUUUUUGGAAAUUUCCUGCAGCUGGAUUACAGGAACCCCCUGCCUGACUUCAACAAGCUGGCAAAAAGAUAUGGGAAUGUCUUCAGAAUCUAUUUAGGAAGUAACCCUUCUGUCCUGCUUCAUGGGUUUGAAACUGUGAAAGAAGCACUGGUGAACCAAGCAGAAGCAUUCGCUCACAGAACCAAACAUCCUGCAAUGAACAUAAUAUGUAACCGUAAGGGCCUUAUCAUGGUUCCUAGUGGGCAGCACUGGAAAGAACAUAGGAGGUUUUGCCUUAUGGUGUUGAGAAACUUUGGCAUGGGUAAAAAGACCAUGGACGUUAGGAUAAAGGAAGAGAUAACCUAUUUUGUGAGAGCCUUGGAAGACCAAGGAGACACGCCAUUUGACCCAAGUAAUCUAGUAAACAGAACUGUGGGCAAUAUCAUAAGCUCUGUCUUGUUUGGGCAUCGGUAUGACUAUGAAGACCACUUCUUUGGACAAAUCAUUCAGUCCAUUCAUGAAAAUAUGAAGAUGGCUUUUGGAAUGUGGGGUGAGAUUUAUAAUGCACUGCCCUUUCUUAGAUGCCUGCCACUACCAUUUCAGAACAUGUUCAAGAACUCAAAAAUCAUUCAAGCUUUCCUGAAGAAGGAAAUAGAGGAACACAAAGAGUCUUGGAUACCUAAUGACCCAAGAGAUUACACUGACUGCUAUUUAGAUGAACUUAAGAAGAGAAACAAUGAUGGCUCAUCCUUUGAUGAGGAGAGCCUGCUGCACUCAUUGGUGGAUUUGCUGGUUGGUGCCUCAGACACAGUUUCUAGUGCUGUAAUGUGGAUGAUACUUAUGAUGGUCACCUACCCUGGCAUUCAAGCCAAGUGUUACAAUGAGAUUUACUCAUUAGAACAGAGUAAAACUGAUGGGCUCUGCUAUGAAGACAAAACUAAACUUCCUUACAUCCAAGCUGUGUUACAUGAAGUUUUACGUUUUAGGACACUUGUCCCAGUGGUGUUACAUGGUGUGUCACAAGAAGUUACACUUUCUGGAUAUACAAUCCCUAAGGAAACCCGUAUAAUGGCUAGCCUAACUUCUGUACUGCAUGAUGAAUCCCAGUGGAAAUUCCCACAUGAAUUUAAUCCUUCUAACUUCCUGAAUGACAAGGGAGAGUUUGUUAAAUCUGAGGCAUUCAUGCCAUUUGGUGGAGGUCCAAGAUCAUGUCUGGGUGAGAAUCUUGCUCGGAUGGAGCUCUUCCUCAUCUUCAUCAAUCUGCUGAAGAACUUUGAGUUCAUCUGGCCUGACAGUAGCAGAGUACCAGACAUUACACCAAUAUUUGGGACAGUGAUAUCACCACAGCCCUUUACAGUGAGAGUGAGACAGCAACAGCCCUGAAGGUUUCAGCAGUUCUAAAGACAAAGAGGACAUUAAAAAACAGAAACUACCACGAGAGUUUGUUUUCUGAUUAUGGAAUGAACUUUGGUAGCCAUACAUGCAUAAUUAAUAAACAGAAUUAUGAAUAUGA